AUGGUCCACCUCACCCCCCUCGCCCUCGUGGCGAUGAGCCUCCUCACUCUCGUCACCGCCGCUCCCACGGCAAAGGCCACAACCGACUCGGAACCCGUCUUCUCCUUCGCCAAAUGGGUCGAUGACCUAACUGCCAACCCAGACACUGCCCUGGGACCAGAGGAGGCGUGGCAAGCCUACCUCAAUACUGUCAAUUCCACCUCUACUUUCUCUGCCGUCCCCGUUGCCGAAAAGCGAUGGGAUGCUGCUGUGAUAUGCAACGAUAUUGCCCCCGGUCCGGCGUACGCACCCGACGCCGUCUGGUGUAUCAAUUAUCUCGCUGCCAAGGGGUCUGCCGCCUGUAUAACCAACACUGUUUCCGCCUUUUGCUUCCAUGGGAACGCCCAGAUAACUGGCGUCUCUGGAAGCGGCUUUCAGCAAAGUACCUGGUGA
Messenger RNA from Sordaria macrospora k-hell, 432 nucleotides. RefSeq lists its product as uncharacterized. NCBI's taxonomy places the organism in Eukaryota, Fungi, Ascomycota, Sordariomycetes, Sordariales, Sordariaceae. The record is from RefSeq and is a predicted model, not a curated record.